Messenger RNA from Cetraspora pellucida, 648 nucleotides. Lineage: Eukaryota; Fungi; Glomeromycota; Glomeromycetes; Diversisporales; Gigasporaceae. The record is from the annotation of a GenBank genome assembly.
AUGCAAGAUAAACAUACCUAUAAAGAAGCAGACAUUAAAUGGUUUAUAAAAAAGGAUUUAGUACCUGAGCCUUAUCUUUAUAUAAUUCUAGAACCAGAUGAACAUUUUGAAUAUAUUGUAGUUAAGAAUGAUUUAUCACAGAGGAUAGGUAAUAAAAUGGAAGUUCCAGAGAUUAUAAGACAUCAGUCAUUAUCUGAAAUUGUACUAGAGGUCUUAAAAAAGUUAAAAGAUGGUAAUAAAGUAGUUAACAGUAAAGCAGAUAAUAGUGAAGUAGAUGAAGAUAACCUGAAUGAAAACAAAGAAAAUAAAGAUGAAAUAGAUGAAAAUGUGAAAGUACAAUCUAUCUUAUCAGUUCCUCUUUUAGAGAAUGACCCUCAAGAAAAAAAAAACAAUUAUUUAAUUAUAGGAUCUUUAAAGUUGUUAGACAAGUCAAUUACAGAGAAUUAUUUAAAAAAGCAAAAAAGGAAAAAGAAGUCAUCAAAACCCAAAUCUGUUCAAAGUUAUGACUUAUCUGAGAUUUCAACCAAAGGCUCUUGCCAAAAUUUUUUACUAGCCAUUUUGUAUAAUCUAAUUGCUUCAAUUGAAAAAAAUCAUAUUAAAGUAGAAGAAGCUAUAUGCAAAUCAGAAAAAUAUCUAGCUUAUAACUAA